Molecule: messenger RNA, 1881 nt
Organism: Maylandia zebra (zebra mbuna)
Lineage: Eukaryota; Metazoa; Chordata; Actinopteri; Cichliformes; Cichlidae
Source: RefSeq, a predicted model, not a curated record
GCACCAGAGACAGCGCUUUUCCUUUCACCUGAGUAAACACGCAUGCGCAGCGUUCGGGAUCCCUACCUCCCUUUUCCUCUCUCCCUGCUUCUGUCAGUCCAGAACUUGGCUGCAAGCAGCACCCUUCAUGUGGAUGCGACCGGGAUCAGUUGACAUCGCUUUGCUGUAUAUUUGGACAUUUUUUAAACGGGACUUUUGUAUAGGAGCCGCAGCGCCGCUGAGUACGCGCAGUAGGCAUCUUUAGAUCUCGUAACCUGACCUUGGUGUCAUCCGAUGUUUCAAAUGCUAUGACCCAUCUUCAUCCUCGUAACUAUACCCUUCACAAUGGUCAGUUAAUCGGCCCACUGAUCUUACAGUCUGCCUCCAAACCCACCAUCUCCCCUGUCCUCGACUGCCCCACCAGCAGCAGGGAUGCAUGUGAUGGGCAGCGUCUCGCAGGCCACUGGGAGCCAAGAUUUCUCUGUCCAACAAGAGGAUGUAGCUGUUACCGUGACAAUGUCUCUCCCUUCUCCUCCUCGUCCUCCAUCGAGGUAUGCUGACAUAGAAGAUAAGCAGAUGAAAUCACCUGACAUUCCUCCACCACCUCCCCCACCUCCUCCUCCCCUGCUGCCUCUGCCACCAGAGCUUGGACACCCCGCUGGUGGGCUGAAGAAGAAAAGGAGGGUGAGGAGUUUUUUCUGGAAAACGAUUCCAGAGGAGCAGGUAAAGGGACGGCUCAACCUAUGGACUCAAGGCCAAGUGAAACAGAAAUACGAGAUUGACGCUCAGACUGUCGAAGAGCUGUUCGGUCAACAUGACGGUCAAUCAAAAACCCUGGCAACGCCCGCCAGGGGAGGGAAAACCAGCAGCUCAUUUAGAGAGACCAAACAGGAGGUUUCCAUCCUAGAUGCUAAGCGAGGGAUGAACAUUGCAAUUUUUCUCAAACAGUUCAAGAGGUCCAAUGAGACUAUAGUAGAUGAAAUCUGCCAUGGCAACAGUGAGGCUUUUGGGGUGGAGCGUCUGAGAGAAAUGCUGAAACUGCUGCCAGAGUCUGAAGAGGUGAAGAAACUGAAGGCACACCGCGGCGAAGUCUCUCAGCUCUCAUUGGCCGAUUCCUUCAUGUACCGGCUGAUUCAGGUGCCCAGUUACACAGUCCGCAUUGAAUCCAUGCUCUUAAAGGAGGAUUUUCCGGCAGCGUGCGAGGCCAUGAAACGGGACAUUAAGAUCCUUCGCGCCGCCAUCAAAGAAUUAAUGUGUUGCGAGGAGCUCCAUGCUGUUCUCCACCUGGUGCUGCAGGCCGGAAACCUCCUUAACGCUGGAGGUUAUGCAGGAACGCAUGUGGCUGAAGUCACAAAAACAGUUAAAGUGCUCUUUGGUUGUCAGGCACCAUUGGUGAAUGAGAUUCAUCUGAAUUUGAUCAAGGUUCUGGAUGUAGUCGGCUGUGCUGGUUGGCACUCAUUGGCAGGAGGUCAGGGACACUACUUCCGAAUGGGCUACUGGUACCUGGACAACUGCAACCAGAGCUUGGUUCACAUUACAGUCAAUAAGUCAUACUUAUUCCUGGAGAGUGCUGCAUUUGCUGACAUCUCGCACCACUCAGUGGAGGAGAGCAUCCAGAGAGACACAGAGCUGCUGCAGCAACUGGACAGCUUUCUGCAGCAUGCCACAUCAUCUCUCUGCUCACUCCGUGGCAGUCGGCAACAGCUAAAGAGGGAAGGCAGCGAGCUGAUCGACUUUUUCUGCGAGGACAGAGACACUUUCAGGCUGGACGACUGUUUCAGCAUCUUCCACACCUUCUGCUCCAGGUUCACAAAUGCUGUCAAGGAGAACAUGGAGAGGGAGGCGAAGGAGGCGGCUCGUCGUCAGCGGAUACAAGAGCUGGAGGAGAAGAAGAGGCACUCC